CUCAUCCGUGGAGCGGCUUCCUGUGAGCGGAGAGUGCGCCAUGGUUUGGAGCCCUUCAGUCCAGGCUCGUCGUUAUCAUGGUUGAUUAUACCACUUUAAUCACAGAUAAUUACGGGAUGUGCUGCUCAUUGCUGUCCUGUGUCAGGAGAUGGAUUGGGACCAGUUUGACUUGAACCCUAAAACAAUUGCUGCCCUGAAAAAAGCUGACAUAAAAUCAGUGAAAGAGAUUUUAAACCUCUCUGGAGCAGACUUGCAGAGAUUGAUGAAGCUUUCCAGUGCAGACAUCCAGUGUCUGCUGAAAACAGUCUCUCAUGCCCUGAGAAGGAACAGCAUGCUCACAGCACUUCAGCUCUACCAAGAUAAAGAUCAUUUCACCUCCCAGCACCAGAAGCUGAGCCUGGGAUGUCCAGUGCUAGACAGUUUGUUGAAAGGUGGCAUUCCUUUAGUGGGAAUCACGGAGCUUGCUGGGGAAAGUUCUGCUGGGAAGACUCAGAUUAGUUUACAGCUGUGCCUGUGUGUGCAGUAUCCUUACAAGUAUGGUGGAUUAGAGUCUGGAGCUGUCUACAUUUGUACAGAAGAUGUGUUCCCAAGCAAACGUUUGCAGCAGCUCAUAGAUCAACAGCACAAGCUGCGUGCAGAUGUUCCAGCUGAAAUCAUACAGAAGAUCAGAUUUGGAAACAGUAUUUUUGUUGAGCAGGCAGCAGACCUGGACACCUUCCAGCAGUGCAUCUCGAGGAGGCUGUCCCUGCUGCUGGCUCGGGGCAUGGUGCGCCUCGUGGUCAUCGACUCCAUGGCCGCCCUGUUCCGCUGCGAGUUCGGCCCCGCCGAGGCCGCGCUCAAGGCUCGCUACCUGCAGACCUUUGGGGCACAGCUUCACAGCUUGAGCACUAGGUUCAGGACUCCCAUCAUGUGCAUUAAUCAGGUGACGGAUGCAGUGAGCGAGUCAGAAGCUGCUCAGUGCAGUUUUAGGAUAGUGGGUAGCAGAGUCACCCCAGCACUUGGAAUAACCUGGUCCAACCAGCUGCUGAUGAGACUGAUGGUCAGUCGGACAUCGCUGCCCGGACACUCACCUGGAGCAGCAUCACACUGCACUGGAAGCACGAGGACUUUAAGUGUAGUUUUUGCUCCUCAUCUCCCUCCAUCCUUUUGCUACUAUACAAUACAGUCGGAAGGUGUAAAAGGAAUAAAAUAACCCUUUUGCAUAGCAAAGCAACUUGCUCCAAAAAUGUACCAGAACUUUGCUUCAGGAAGAAUUACCAGCGAAAUGCAGUCCUUCCAGGAUCAGAGAAGCUGAUGGUGAAGUAUUUGAGCAAUGGUAUGACUACAUUUAGCCUUGUCUACAUUGUGAAAGAUUAUCUUUUUACACUUGGAUAUUCAGCUUUUCCUUGUGAGAGGAGUGUCCUGAGGUUUCUGAAAGAGAGGGAAGCUGUGGGCAGGUGGAGGCUGCCUAGUAGAGUGGGAUGUAGCAAUCCCCAUGAUGGGGGAGACCUCAUGUCUAAUUUAAUUUUAAUAGCAUGCUCAUCUAGAAACAGCAUUUACUGUAGUUUAGUGCUUUCUCUAUUUCCAGACCCAACAGGACUUGAAAUUCAGUCAGUUUACGUUGCCUGCUGCUAGUUCUGGGUCUCAUGCUGCCAACUAGGGAUAGAACAGCUGCUUUGUGAAAAAGAAUGGCUAUUUUAAAACCACUUGUUAUUAUAAUUUUAAAGAAAAUAAUACCAUAAAGGUAUUUGAUUUUAACAUCUUACUGUAAUAAUUAAAAUUGCACUGCCUUUGUAUUAGAUGAGGAUAUCUGGCUUCAUAGCACUCUAAAAAUUAUUUUAAUGGUUCAUUUCCACUCUUUUCCUACUUUCCAGUAUCUUCCCUUCAUAGAAAAAGCUCUUUAGCCUCUUUCAUCUGAAGGACAGCAAUACACAUCCCCCACCCCUCUGUUCUCUUUGCCCAUUGCUGAAGCUAUGUAGCCUGAGGGCAAGGUUUCUGUGUUCUUCCUGAUGCUCUGCCCUGCUCUGUGUUUUGCUGGAUCAGCAUUCUUCAUGGGCUUCUGGAUUGCUGCCUCUCAUGUCCCGUGUCCCUGCUGCUGGGCUUGCAGCUCAGCUGUGAUCCUGAAGGGCACCUUCAGCUCUUUCCAUCCAUUCAGAUGCUAUUGCACUUCUCAGAUGAUUUUUGCUCAGUUAGAGCUUCAUGUGGAUUGUCUUCUCAUCUUUCUGCUAUUUGUCACAUUUUGCUGCUGUUCUCAGACCACUGCCAUGACAUCCACUCUUCCUAUGGCUGAAUUUCUCCAUUGCUCUGUUCCAUGUGAAAGCAAGCCAGGUGAAGUUACACUGUCUAAAGGCCUCUGUUCUGUGGGUGCCUGCUCCCAUCUGUGAGUGAUGCUCACUUGUAUACACACUCACCAAGCUCUCGUGUUUCCCCUCCUCCUGCUGCUGGCCCAGAUGUGAACUCCAUGUUUUUGUGGAGUGACAGUGCUCAGGUGUCUUUUAGCCAAGGAACCCUGUGUUUUGAAACAGCUGCCUCCCCUGCCUUUCCCCAGUCAUCCUCCUUCAGGACAUGCAUCCAUCUUUUCAUGUGCUGGGAAGCUGAAUGGCUGAAAACUGCCUCAGCUGGAACUAUGGCAGAUUUCUCAAGGGACAACUGAAUAUGACUCGAGGAAAAGAGACCCUGUGUGACUGCCUGGGGAAGUUCCAGGGCAGAACAGGCACAGCUUGAAGCUGAAAGCAAGCAGAAAGGAUGAGCUGCUUCCAGUGCCUUCUGCAACCCCUUCAGAUGUCUCAGGGGCCCUUGUGCAAAGAGCACAAGUGUCUAAAUCAUUCCUGUAAGGUGUCUUAAUUCUCUGUAUUUGGAAAUGUCUGCACAGCGUUUUAUAAUAAAAUCCAACCAUGAAGUUUAGAAGCCUUUGUGUACUCUAAUGAAAAACAGAGUACCACAGCUUAAAUACAGGACCACCUCCUUCAAACCCUUACCUUCCAUGCCUCCUCCCUAACAACUUCAAUAAAGAUCAACUAACACAGCACAAGUAACACUCCAGUUCUCUCCUAUUCCUGCCCUGUGUAUCUGGGCUGGAACUGCAGCCAAGGUAAUGUUCAUCCUGUUGUGCUGACUGGGAAAAGCAGCCACAGAGAUGUAGCUGAUUAAUGGGAGUCAAACCCUACCUGGAAAUUCAUUUACAGAAGAGCCUCAUCAAAUCCUGGGCUCCAAUCCCAGGAGUUUGCCUUGCUAUGAGUGAGCCAUACCUACAACACUGUGAAACCUCUGAAGGCUCAGUCUGUAAUAUUUUGAUCACUCUUUUUUGCAACUUUACUGCUUGUAGGAAUGGCCCCGAAGUGUUAAGUCACAGAUGGAUCUGUAAUUAAAGUUCCAGUUUACUUGGUGAAAAACACUUUUACUAACAAACAGAAGUAACAUUUUACCUGCUCAAGUGCUCUGUCAUUACCCUGUUGUUUUGUUGGUUAUUUCUCUCCAGCUGAGUCAGAGUACAUUGCAGUUUGUCUCCUGGCUCAUGAGCACACACAAACCCUGAAAUCUCAAAUGCAGCUGAGCCCCACUGAGGCUCAACCAACACCCAGUCACUCCAGUUCCUGCCCAGUCCCUCUGUCCCACCCCCAGGCACAGCCCAGAAUGUCCACUUGACCCAAGUGGGGCUGCAAACCCUCAUGGGAACCAGACACAGCACCUGCCUAUUGAAGCCUUGUGUCAAAAGUGUUGAAACGUGCUUAAGUUUUAA
Messenger RNA from Oenanthe melanoleuca, 3718 nucleotides. It is a transcript of the gene XRCC3, whose product is annotated as X-ray repair cross complementing 3. NCBI's taxonomy places the organism in Eukaryota, Metazoa, Chordata, Aves, Passeriformes, Muscicapidae. Gene Ontology annotation, molecular function: ATP-dependent DNA damage sensor activity; ATP binding; four-way junction DNA binding. The transcript has 8 exons. Gene Ontology annotation, biological process: t-circle formation; telomere maintenance via recombination; resolution of mitotic recombination intermediates. Gene Ontology annotation, cellular component: Rad51C-XRCC3 complex; replication fork. The coding region runs from base 149 to 1192 and encodes 347 amino acids. The record is from RefSeq and is a predicted model, not a curated record.